ACGUCAAAAACUGUUGUGACUUCAGUUUUACCGAGUUUUAAGAGACGUUUUACCAGUAAAGACCACUCAAGAUGAUUUGUACGCCUAAAUUAUUCUUGCUUUUGUUUGUCUUUUGGCCAGUACCUGUACAAGGAGGACAAGCCUUCAAUUUUGGAGGAAAAGAUUUCAUUUGUUACGACAGGUCACUGGACGACCUUGCACAAGACGUGAGAAACGACAUGCUUUCAUUCAAGAAUAUCUACAAAUUUCACUUCAAAACCAUCCAACCCUCGGGAAUUUUUCUCUUUUCUGAAGGAACCCGAGGAGAUUUUAUCUCCAUUGUUUUGCUUCAUUGCAAAUUAAGGGUUGUGAUAUACCGACAGGUGCAGAAAGGUGGCACUCCAGAUGAGCUGAAUGUUGUCACUGGGAAUGAUUUAUGUGAUGGAAAUUGGCAUGUUGUCCAACUUAUACGCAACGGCAGAAAAGCCUGUAUUAAUGUAGAUUACAGCCAAACAUGUCACAAGAUACCAGGGCAGUUUUCAUUAUUGGACGUAGACCUUCACACUUAUGUCUCUGGCAUUGACAAGACUGCCAUCAAGCCAUCUCGCCAAUACCGAGACAUUCACCAACUACCAAACUACAGAGGCUGCCUUCGAAAUGUAAUGCUUAAUGAAACAAACAUUUUGAAAGCAGCAUUGAAGAAAAGGAAACAUAUCAAAGUCUAUGGAACUCUUAGUAAAAGGUGCUCAGGACAUAAUCUUAUGAAUGUAGUUGGAUUUAACAGUGGUUCUUUUCUGCAGCUAGAAACUCCAGCAAGAAGAGCAUUACUGCUAAGCUUUCACUUUCGUACAUACUAUGAAAAUGGACUACUGUUUUAUUCUCAGUCAGCUUUAUUUGCCAAGCUUAUGCUGGUUUCUGGUAGUCUGGAGUUGCAGCCUUACAUCGAGGAUCUACAAGAAAUUCAACACCCGUUUAAAUUCAAAAUAGGGAAAGAUCUUGCUGAUGGAAACUGGCAUAUAGUUAACAUACGCAUCAACAGUAAUGGCUUUACUUUGUCAGUUGAUCAAGAUGAAAUUACCUGGAAAAAACCCAAGAAACUGAGGAGUGCAAACCUUUCAUCAUUUAAAAACAUCAUCUUUGGACAUGGCCUUGGUUUUAAAAGUUUCAUCGGGUGCCUCAACAAGAUAAAAGUAAACAAAAUUCUCAUCAAUGCAAGCAUUGGCUCAGGUCUUCACUUUGGACGGUGUCCUAUUAGCAAUCUCUGUUUCCCAAAUCCUUGCAGACAUGACGCCAAAUGUAUUAAUAGAGUCCAACAUUUCUCUUGUGACUGUUUGGGUCUAUCCUAUACUGGCAGACUCUGUUCUGACCCACUUUACAGAUCAACAUGUCAAGAGUAUGUCAAGAUUGGCCUUUUGAGGGAUGCUAUGUGUUCAGUCUUACCAAACAACAAUAUCUCAUCAACACCUUUAAAAGUCUUGUGCAGUAUGUUAGGGGAAAGGACGGCAGUAGCUGUAAUAGAAAAUGGGAAGAAAAGCUGGCAGAAGGUAGAACAGCAUAUCAGCUAUUCAAUUGGUGGUUACUUGAAAAGUGAUAUUCAUUACUCUAUGAACUUCCCAAACAUCAAAGCUGUAAUCUCUGGAAGUCGGAGAUGUUACCAGUAUGUGGCUUUUAAUUGGACACAUUCUAUGUUGAAUGUCUCUGGGAAUAACUUGGCAUAUUGGAUCUCAUCCAGCAAGAAAAAUGGUAACCCAGUACCAAUUAUCACCAAUGGUUAUAUAAGAGACAAGUCAAUGCUUCCUGUAAUUGCUGUCAUGUUCCAUCCUGAUGCAGUAGAUUCGUACUACUAUGUGGGACCUUUAAAGUGUAUGGGUACAAAGAAACACUCCAAACCACUGCCAUCCUUUGUUGACAGCCGUAGGUUCUUGAAGAAUGUGUGCAGUCCUUUAGUUCAAUCAAGUAACACCAACUCAGCUUACUCUCCUGAAGAUGAUGCAAAAGUCAACACAGGAUUUAUGUCCUUGGAAAUAGAGAAGCCCUUGGAGCCAGAAGAGUCAGUAACUUCAAAGAUGACGGAGGAACCAUCAGUAAGUAGUACUGAAAAAGUGGCAAUCACAGCCAUAGAGACAAGAAAAACUUCUCACUUCAACAUACAAAACAAAAAGGCGUUGCCAUCAGCUCAAAACGGAAACCGUCUUUCCUCACAUACAGCCUUGACUGAGAGGCCAGAGUUCCUUGCAGCAUUGAUAGCUGUUUUGGUCUUACUGACACUACUCAUGGGCUUCCUCUGUGCUUCUGCACUCAAUAAAAGAAAGAUGAAAGCAGAGAGAGAAAGAACCUUUAGCUUGUCCCCAAGACUAGACAACAACACAGAUAUAAGGAGGAAGUCUGUUUGUGAUGAAAUUGGGCUGCAGCCAGAGUCAGAUCUAUGGAUGAAGGUCAAUUCAUGUGGUUAUGACGUAGAGACUGGGAAGAUUACCUACGGAUAUGAUAUUUACCGUGUGAGUUAGAUCUACUUGGAGUCAGUUGUAAGGACGUUUUGUUCAAGACACCUUCGUGUUCUUGUUUGUUGAGUUACCGAGACAUUUUCACUUUAAUCGUUGAAUACGCCGUAUAUCUUUCGGUACAGAAGUUAAGGUCGUUAAGCAAAUCACUGCCGUUUGGGUGUGGCUAUUAAUGGAGCUAGAUUUGCAAAAUCUACCGAAGGAAAAGUCAACUGGUAGUGGAAAUAAUUUCUCUGUGUGGUUUUGUUUAUUGAAGUUUUCAUUCAAAACAUUGUUAACUCAUCCACAGGGAAGACGGACUUUUAAGGAGCGAAACCCAAAAGUGAAGUCAUUUAAACUUCCGGUUGACAUCGCAAUCGUACGCAUUUAUCGAUGGUUUUCACGGCGGCCAUGUUGGAGGAACUUAACAAAAGAAUUGUCAUUGAAUUCUUUUGUUAUAUCCUCAACAUGGCCGCCGUGUCUUUUGUUAUUUAAUUAUCUUGGGAGUGGCUGAAUACCAUCAAUUAACAAUAAUGUCAGUGUAACAUAUUUUUAUCAGUGUUUGCUGCUUCGUAGACUAAUCACUGACGUUGGAGUUUUAUGGUUCACCUGCUACAGGCUCUCUUCGUUUCGUGGUGUGCCUGACACAUACAUACUGGAUAUAACAACGGCAAGAAAAAUCCACACCGGCUCAAACCAGAAAACGUGUUGCGUAAUAUUGUUAAGGUGUUAAGGUGUGUUGUUAAGUGUUAAACGAGACACGAUUCGUAAUGAACGACGAUGUUACUCUAAAAACUUCGUUGUCUUGUAACAUGGAGUGCAGUUACAAUCUUGAUCGAUAUCUUGCUGCGGCAACAUGUUGCAGGUUUUUGACUGUUAGUGUCAUCAUCUUGUUAACUUUCUUUAUUGUGUUUUGCAUAUUCAAAUG
Actinia tenebrosa (Australian red waratah sea anemone) is the source of this 3387-nucleotide messenger RNA. RefSeq names its product contactin-associated protein like 5-4. Lineage: Eukaryota; Metazoa; Cnidaria; Anthozoa; Actiniaria; Actiniidae. The record is from RefSeq and is a predicted model, not a curated record.